CAAAGCCAAAGGAUAGCUGCCCCUCCCCAGGCUUGCCAAUUUACCAUCUUUGGCAAAGGGAUUUGGGGGGCCUGGGGGUAGAACAACGGCAACAACCACAUACCCACACACACUACGCACCCUCUCUGAUGGGAGCCGAUGCCAGCCACGAGAAAGCCCAGGACCCCACCAUUGGUGGCUCCCCACCUCACCCCCAUUCCACCUCGGUGGCCAGAACCCAACCCAAGGGCCCGGCCGUGGGGAUUGACCUGGGCACCACGUACUCCUGUGUGGCAGUCUGCCGGAAUGGGGCAGUGGACCUCAUUGCCAAUGGACACAGCAGCCGGACCACCCCCAGCUGCGUGGCCUUCACCCAUCGAGAGCGGCUGGUAGGAGAACCGGGGGAGACCCAGGCAGGCCUCGACCCAGAGAACACAGUCUUCUGCAUCAAGCGGCUGAUCGGCCGCAGGUACAAUGACCCAUCCAUACAGCUGGACCUGAAGAAUUUCCCUUUCCGAGUCAUUGAGAGCAGCUACGGUGGGAAAGUCAAAGUUCAAGUGGUGGACAGAGGGCUGGAGAAGUCCUUCUACCCCGAGGAGAUCUUGGCCAUGGUCAUCUCCCGACUGAAGCAGCUGGCCGGAGCCUACCUGGGCCGCCCAGUCACUCAGGCCGUCAUCACUGUCCCAGCCUACUUCGACGAUGCCCAGCGCCAGGCCACCGUAGACGCUGGAGCCAUCGCAGGACUCAAGGUCUUGAGGCUGAUCAACGAACCUGCAGCGGCCGCCAUCGCUUACGGGCUGAACAACAGCAUCAAGCAGGCAGAGAAGAGAAGCAUCCUCGUCUUCGAUUUGGGUGGAGGGACCUUCGACGUCUCCGUCCUCACGGCCCAAGACGGUGUCUUCAAAGUGGUGGCCGCGACCGGGGACACCCACUUGGGCGGCGAGGAUUUCGACCGACGGUUGGUCAACCAUCUUGCCCAGGAGUUCCAGAAGCAACACAAGGAGGACCUCAGCCAGAGCAGGAAGGCCAUGCAGAGGCUGAAGGCGGUGUGCGAGAAGGCCAAGCGGACACUGAGCUCCCAUGUCACCGCCGUUGUCGCUGUGGACUCCCUCUACAAGGGGAUAGACUUCCACGCAACUGUCACCAGGGCCACCUUUGAAGACCUGUGCUCCGACCUCUUCCAGGCCACCUUGCUCCACGUGGAGAGAGCCCUGGACGAUGCGAGGCUGAAAAAGGCCCAAGUGGACGAGGUCCUGCUUGUGGGAGGUUCCACUCGCAUUCCCAUGAUCCAGAGACUCCUGUCACAGUUCUUUGAUGGGAAGGCCUUGUGCAAGGCCAUUGACCCGGAUGAAGCAGUGGUCCAGGGAGCAGCCAUUCAAGCUGCCAUCUUGACUGGCCACCGGUACCAGAACCUCCAGAACCUCCUCCUCUUGGACGUUACGCCAGUUUCCUUGGGCCUGGAGACAGUUGGGGGCGUGAUGGAUGUCUUGGUCAAGCGCAACUCCCCUAUCCCUACCAAGGAGACCCGGAACUUCUCCACCACGGAGGACAACCAGAGCAGCAUUUUCUUGAAGAUCUAUGAAGGCGAGCGGACCUUGACCAAGCACAACCGUCUCCUGGGGACACUGACGUUGAAUGGACUCCAGCCGGCCCCCCGUUGCGUGCCGGUCAUCGUCGUCACUUUCCAUAUCAACCAGAACAACAUCCUCACCGUCUCGGCCAUGGAAAAGAGCACAGGCUAUGCCAACCAGCUCAAGGUGACAGACACCCGUGGGCAGCUGGACCGGGAAGAGAUGGAGCGCAUUAUCCACGAGGAGGAAGAGUACCGGAAGCAAGAGAAGGCCGAGCAGGAGAAACUGGAGGCCCUGAACUCCUUGGAGUCCAGCACUCUCCAGCUGAAGCGGGUGGCGGUCCAGGAGGCGUCGCUGGACGACCGCGCCAAGAGGCGGGUGCUGGAAAUAUGCGAAGAGAUGGAUGCUUGGGUGGAAGGCAACCCGUGCGCACCGAAGACGGAGCUGGAGGAGCGGAAGAGAGAGCUGGAAGAUCUCUGCUACUCUGUCAUCACACAUUUCAGCACAGAAGGAGAAAAACCAUAAGCACGCAUCCACCAUGCGUGAGCCUUGAGGAGAGCAGGGAGGGUGUUUCCAAAUUUCUGGGUAGGUUGUGAUAAAACACAUUAAAACAAAAACAGAAAGAA
This is a messenger RNA of Sceloporus undulatus (fence lizard), 2176 nucleotides long. RefSeq names its product heat shock 70 kDa protein-like. Gene Ontology annotation, cellular component: nucleus; cytosol; plasma membrane. Gene Ontology annotation, biological process: vesicle-mediated transport; cellular response to unfolded protein; protein refolding. Gene Ontology annotation, molecular function: ATP binding; misfolded protein binding; heat shock protein binding. Lineage: Eukaryota; Metazoa; Chordata; Lepidosauria; Squamata; Phrynosomatidae. The record is from RefSeq and is a predicted model, not a curated record.